Aspergillus piperis CBS 112811 is the source of this 1605-nucleotide messenger RNA. RefSeq lists its product as uncharacterized. The coding region runs from base 212 to 1324 and encodes 370 amino acids. The record is from RefSeq and is a predicted model, not a curated record. Lineage: Eukaryota; Fungi; Ascomycota; Eurotiomycetes; Eurotiales; Aspergillaceae. The transcript is spliced from 2 exons.
AACAAUAUCAGGGCGUAGUACAUACAUGCUGCUCAUUUGCUGGACAUUGGUCAUAUUACAGAAUGAUAAAGCAGCUGUCACUACUAAACAUAAAAGGCUCCAUAUCCAUGUAUCCCCGUCAGGAUCACCAACAAACCGAACGCCUACCAUCAAGCCUCCUUCUUUAAUCCUGCGUACUACGUACCACUUACUCUUGUUCUAUUCCGUCACCAUGGCCGACGCAAGAAAGGUCAUUCCUCAGUCUCCUGAAGAAUGGUUGAAGGAAGUCAAGCACCUGGAUCUUGAUAAAGUCACGAUCCAUGACGCGCCGCUCAAGUCGGCUUCGCGUGCAGAAUUCGAGCAAUUCCUCCUUCUCCGAGUCGUCUGGAAGCGCUAUGAUUCAUCCAAAUUCCUGAGGCGCGUCGACUUGAGCCAAGCUCUACCAGAUGCCCGCACCAGAUUAAAAGGUCUCGGGUCCUGGGCCAAUUACAAAAACAGCUUUACCGGUCCAGUUCAGCAAGGAACGUUUGCAUUGGCACGCCAUUACCAACUGCAAGUAACGAGGACCGAUCAGGACAGCCCGACUGGUAGUGGUGUUCAAUUCACACCCGUAGCCCAUCGGACGCGCUCGAAGCAGCAAACGAGCCAGCCUCCAGCCCAACCAGACUUCACGAAAUCGCCUCCUACCAAUCCAGAUCCUAACUUUGAUACUGCCCUACUUGAUGACGAGUCUGAUUCAAUGUCAGUUGUCUCCUCACCACUGGUCCGCACUCCAUGGAGCCCUAUACGUCCGGAAGAUGAAUUUCUGUAUCCCCCGACAAAGGAUGAACAGAUCGUCAAUACUGCACUCCUGACAUUCCUCGAUUCUCUCACAUUGCAUUUCGAUCUCUCCGUUGGUUGGUCGAUACAUCGUAUGGCUUUUAAAGCAACAUUUACCAACAUGGAAUUCCAGGCCAGGACAGACGGUUAUCUCGCAGACAGCAAGGGGGACAUUAAAGCCAUCGUCGAGAUCAAGCCAGUCAUCAGAAACAAUAAGGAAACGCAGAUUCGUAUACAGGAAAGUCACCAAAUUGUUGCGAACUUAUUGGCAGACUACACAUCUCCCCAUGUGCAGCGCCGGAAUAAACCCCAUCGCCUCAUCAUAUCGCAGGAUAGGCACGAGAUCUAUAUAUCCGUGGCUGAGUAUGACGAUAAUUACAUUGACUAUCUCCAGACUGGGCAGACUCGCAACAAUCCAUUCCUAGUCAUGCAUCAGUACGGCCCUUGGGACACUCUUAACCCUGAUGCAAUGGACGAUCUUGGUCCGAUCAUACUAGCAUUCACAGCCAUUGCCCAGACCUACUAGGCAUUUUGUAUUCAUCCACCAGCAAUUUCCAAUGAAUACCUGUUUCAUGUUAUUUAGUAGCCGUUGAGUGCUGGCAACAGCUAGGCCGUUUUCAUUGUCUCUAUUUCUGAGACUAUUCUGCAGUUUGCCUUUCCUUUUAUUGCUUCUAUUACUUCUACUUGUGUAUCUGCUGCGAUUUCUGGAAUCAUCAUUGCCUAUUCUAGUAGCUUGCAUGUUCAAUAUCUUUCCCUGCCUCUCUCUCUCUCUCUAUAUAUAUACAUGUGUGUGUGUGUGUGUGUGUG